Molecule: messenger RNA, 678 nt
Organism: Rhizophagus irregularis DAOM 181602=DAOM 197198
Lineage: Eukaryota; Fungi; Glomeromycota; Glomeromycetes; Glomerales; Glomeraceae
Source: RefSeq, a predicted model, not a curated record
AAAAAAAAAAAAAGUAAAAUCAACAGAAAAUCAAAAAUGGAAUUUAACUUACUUUUGUUCCUUUUAACCACAAUUACUGCUGUUGCUUUAAGUCAAAUACUAACGAAAAUUCAAUUAUCUUUCAUCAGUGGCCAUAAUGAUCUUUUUUGGGAAGUAAAUGAAACUGAUGUUGUUUUAAACAAACAAGGCGAUAACUGGAUAAUUACUGAAGACAGCCGCAUCUUACUCAAUGGUAUUAUUGGCAAAUACGUCCAAUGCAAUGGUAAUGGCAAAAAACUCACUAUUGAAUCUUAUGAUGAAAAUGAUGGUGAUGCCCAACGUUGGGAAUUCCCACUUGCUCCAGGAUUUUAUGAAUACAUUUGUUCCAAAAAAUAUCCUGACAUAUGUGCAACAGCAGCGUUUAAAGGAAUUAGAGGGUGGUCAGUUAUUGCUUUGCCUAUAGGGAAGUGCGGGAAACAGUGGUGGAGCCGUAGUAAAUCACAAGGGAAUUAACAAUUUCUUCAUUAUUUUAAAUGUUACUUUAUAUUAUCUGUUAUUAUAUUGUAAUAUUAGGAUUUAUUUAUAACAUGUGUAUGAUGUAUAGUAUACAGCAUGGGUGUGUAACUGUGCAUCAGAAAAAUGCUUAUAUGACAAUUUUUUAACUCAAAAUUUUAAAUAAAAAGUUAGAUCUGAAAUCAA